AUGAUACUGAUCCUUUCUUUUUUCUUUUAUAGAAAGCGUGUUACUUCUCGCUCCAACACGAAUAACAGCAGUGCCCGUGGCGGUAUUCCUGGAGGAAGCACAUCCAGUAUGAUGAGUAUUUAUUCUGAUGAUGCUCCUGGACUUCGCGUUGAUCCAGUCGUCGUCUUGGUCCUUUCCUUGACCUUUAUUGCUUCUGUAUUUGGUCUUCAUAUUGUUGGCAGAUUUUUGGCUUAA
Molecule: messenger RNA, 234 nt
Organism: Rhizopus microsporus ATCC 52813
Lineage: Eukaryota; Fungi; Mucoromycota; Mucoromycetes; Mucorales; Rhizopodaceae
Exons: 2
Coding region: 1-234 (77 amino acids)
Biological process (GO): intracellular protein transport
Cellular component (GO): Sec61 translocon complex
Source: RefSeq, a predicted model, not a curated record